AUGACAAAUUUGUUACAACAUUUAAUUCUUCAACAAGGCGAAUCUAUUUUUUGGAGCAUUCCUCUGAAAAUGAUGUACUAUUUAUUUAUACCAGUCAUUGUUAUUGAUUAUGUUGGAAUAACUUAUAUGGGAAUUUUUUUGUCAAACAAAUUAUUUGGUAGACCAAAUAUUGGAGCAUGGACAGGUCAAAUACUAGGCAAUAUAAUAAUCUUUGCGCGGAUCUAUAUGUGCAAUCUGGAUAGGGAAAUUAUUAGACUUGGUUUAUUACCAUUAAGUUUAGAAGAGGAAAAGGAUUUAGAAACAAAGGAAAAACAGAUCUUUAAUGAAAGUUCAGUUUUUGGUAUAUCCAAAAUUUGGGUAUUGGAGUGUAAAACUGGAGGUUUUUUGCAUGGCUCUCUGAUUCUUGCAGGACUUUUAUCUUGUAAUGGUUCAUUUGUUAACAUUUUUUCAUAG
Dentiscutata heterogama is the source of this 453-nucleotide messenger RNA. NCBI's taxonomy places the organism in Eukaryota, Fungi, Glomeromycota, Glomeromycetes, Diversisporales, Gigasporaceae. The record is from the annotation of a GenBank genome assembly.